UCGCUCGGCUCUCCCCUCAUACGGCCCGGCGCGCUGUGGGACGGCGGCAGUGCGGAGCGUACCCUCCCUCCGCUAGAGAGAGAUCGGGAAGCCCCGGGCAGGAGGGGGAUGAAGAUGGCGGACGCCAAGCAGAAGCGGAACGAGCAGUUGAAGCGGUGGCUGGGGUCGGAGACGGACCUCGAGCCGCCCAUCUUGAAGAAGAAGAAGACGAAGGUGAAGUUUGACGAGGGCGCCGUCUUUCUGGCCGCCUGUUCGAGCGGCGACACCGAGGAGGUGCUGCGAAUGCUGGAACGGGGCGCCGACAUCAACUACGCAAAUGUGGACGGUCUCACCGCCCUCCACCAGGCCUGCAUUGACGACAACGUGGACAUGGUCACCUUCCUGGUGGAGCACGGUGCCUGUGUCAACCAGCCUGACAAUGAGGGGUGGAUCCCUCUGCAUGCGGCCGCUUCCUGCGGGUAUAUGGACAUCGCUGAGUAUUUGAUCAGCCAAGGGGCCAGUGUGGGUGUGGUUAACAGCGAGGGCGAAACCCCAUUGGACAUUGCUGAGGAGGAGGCUAUGGAGGAGCUCCUGCAGAACGAAAUCAACCGCCAAGGGGUGGACAUUGAGGCAGCGCGCAAGGAGGAAGAGCGGGUCAUGCUGCGGGACGCACGGCAGUGGCUCAACAGCGGCCAAAUCGCCGACGUGCGGCACACCAAGUCCGGUGGCACAGCCAUGCACGUGGCGGCCGCCAAGGGCUACGCCGAGGUUUUAAAGCUUUUAAUCCAAGCAGGGUACGAUGUAAAUAUCAAGGACUUUGACGGCUGGACUCCACUCCACGCAGCUGCCCACUGGGGAAAAGAGGAGGCCUGUCGGAUCCUGGUGGAGAAACUGUGCGACAUGGACGCCAUCAACAAAGUGGGUCAGACGGCUUUCGACGUGGCAGAUGAGGAUGUUCUUGGGUACCUAGAGGAGCUGCAGAAGAAGCAGAACCUGCUGUUGAGUGAAAAGCGGGACAAGAAGUCUCCUUUGAUCGAAACCACGACAACGGGGGAAAACAACCAGUCACACAAGCUCAAGAACGAGACCCUGCUGCUGGAAUCGGAGAAAGCGCCAUGCAUCGAAUCCCUGGAGCCCGAGAAGGCUGAUGAGGGGGAGCAGGAGGGCAAGAAGGACGAGUCGAGCUGCUCCAGCGAGGAGGAGGAUGAGGAAGACUCGGAGUCAGAGAACGAAGGAGACAAGAGCAAGCCAUCAGCGCCUGCUGACAAUGGCAAUAGCCCCGCCGCACUUCCAGCUGCUGCCACAGUCCCACCCCCCUCAAGUUCCCCCAAUCAGGUGACUCCCACCUCGCCCGUCGAAAAGUCUGAUUUUAUUACUCCUGUCAUGCCUGUGGCAUCGGAGCCCAGCGAUCCUGCAUUAUGGCGCCAGAGCUUGCGCAAAACUGGCAUUUCUCUUGUGCCCAAAAAGGCUAUGGUAGCCCCUUCUUCUGAAAAGAUGUCAGUCAAAGAGGAGGACCGCAAGGACGAAUCCCCGGCCUCAUGGCGUAUGGGCCUGAAGAAGACAGGUAGCUACGGAGCCCUGGCGGAGAUCACGGCCCGGAAGGAAGCCCAAAAGGACAAGGACGCGGCCGGGGUGAUGCGCUCGGCAUCUAGCCCACGCCUGUCCACCGCUCUGGACAACAAGGAGAAGGAGAAGGACAGAGGAACAAGGCUGGCCUACGUGGCGCCCACGAUUCCCUCGCGGAGGCUGCUCAGCACGUCUGACAUCGACGAGAAGGAGAAUAGGGACUCGGCUGCCAGCCUGGUGCGUAGCGGCUCUUACACCAGGAGGCGCUGGGAGGACGACACCCGGAACAACGAGGGGACUGGCCCCCAAAGCAGGCCGCUUGGCUACCAACGCAGCUCGUCCCACUCGCUAGCAGUGGGGCGCAGUAGCAGCGUGCGCGAUGCCCUCACAAAGUCGCCGUCCUCCUCCAGCUUGGAGCCCGUCUCUGGUAGCACUAAGCCCUGGCACAGCCUGUCUUACAGCAUGUAUAGAAGUGGCUCCUUUGGCCGGAGGUACGAUGACCCCCUCGCUUCCAGCACCGCCUCCUCAUCCUCCACCUCUUCGUCUGUCACCUUGUCCGGUGGCCCCCGGGGCGUGCUGUCCAGCUCGGGCUCCACACCCUCCCCCGCCCCCUCCAGCGUGACCAGCAGUAGGUUUUGGUCAGAGGAGAGCGCUGAGAGGGACAUGGAGCGGGAGAAGGGGUCGGCUGCUGUCAUCCCCACGGUGGUCAACACGACCUCCACCACGGGAACAACGCUGGGCUCCGAUGGCCGGGAGAGACGCAGGUCGUACCUCACUCCCGUCCGCGACGAAGAGUCUGAGUCGCAGCGAAAGGCCAGGUCCCGACAAGCGAGGCAGUCCCGGAGGUCCACACAGGGCGUGACCCUGACUGACCUUCAGGAGGCCGAGAAAACCAUCAGCCGGACUCGCCCCACGCGGACCCGAGAGGAGGAGCAGGAAGAGAAGGAGAAGCAGGACAAGGAGAAGCAGCAGGAGGAGAGGAAGGAGGCGGAGGUGAAGGAGGAGGACUACAGGUCCAGGUUUCGCAGCUUCGAUGAGCGUUACCGGCUGGGCAGCACAUCUACAACCAUGGCCACGGUGACGUCCUCAGUUUCCUCGUCCAGUGGCCCUUUGUCCUCCAGCUCCCUCAACAGGCCCAACAGCCUAUCGGGGAUUAGCUCUACCUAUGGACGGGCCUCCAGGGAAACUGAGAAAGUGUCCGAUAAACAGGAGGAAAAGGAUGGCGAUGACAAGGCCCAGCCCAGGUCCAAACGGGAGCGACGACGUCCCCGUGAGAAGCGGCGAUCCACGGGCGUGUCCUUCUGGACCCAGGAUGGCGACGAGAACGAUCCAGAGCAGUCCGGAUCGGAGGAUGGCAGCACCCAAGACGAGCCCCAGAGUGACCGACUUCUGAGGAAUGACUCUGGAAGUCCCUUGUCCACCAACCGUUAUGACCACAACGGGAGCAGGAGGCUGUACUCAAGCAGGCUAGAUGGAGGCGAGACCACUGAUUACAAGAAGCUCUACGAACAGAUCUUGGGUGAAAACGAGAAGCUGAAGGCCCAGCUACGGCACACGGACCUGGAGCUGUCAGAACUGAAGCUGCAGCUGGAGAGGGCGACGCAGAGGCAGGAGCGAUUCGCCGAUCGUUCACAGCUGGAAAUGGAGAGAAGGGAAAGAAAAGCACUUGAAAGGAAGAUCUCUGAGAUGGAGGAGGAACUCAAGAACCUCCACCAAGUAAAGCAGGUCCAGGCCCUGCGGCAGAUAAAUGAGCGCCUCGCGGCCGAGAACCGGGCCCUGGCCCGCGUGGUGGCCCGGCUCUCAGAGUGCUGCAGCCAGCCUCGCGCCGCCAGCUCGUAGCCGCGCCCCCCGGCUGCCAAUUUCUCUCGCUCUGCCCGCCAGCAGACAGAUGCUACCGGACUUAAAAGCAGACAACCAGAGACUAAAGGAUGAAAAUGGAGCCCUGAUCCGGGUCAUUAGCAAACUGUCCAAGUAGCUAACCCCCCCUCCACAUGACACCCCGCACGCUCCCUCUCCCCACCUCCAGCCGCGACACGUGAUUGCACAUCUAGCGAUUGCAACAGCCGUCUGUCUCGAACUCGACUCCUCGUCCUCCUCCACCCGCGUACAGUCGCCUUUGCCCACCUUCGUUCCCCACCGUCAUCCGCCCUCUACCUCUGCUCCAUCCUCAUUCAUCCACCCCAGGUUAGGUCCUCCUCUCCAUCCUGCAGCUGUCCUGGAGACCCAACAACAGAGUUUACAAGCCGAAGAAAGCAUUAUGAAUGAAAUCGAAAAAAUCAAACAUGGCAGGUGGGGAACAUGGCCUCCAGAAAGAAUAUAUUUAACCAGUAAGCCUUAGUUGUACAUAAAGCAGUUGCAUUGAGAUUUCAUUUAUUCAACACCCCUUUUUUUGUGCCACAGCUGUUCAGUUUUCCUACACAUAUAGGGUUGUUUGUGAUUUUUUUGCUUUUCCUCCGAACCUGGCCCUCUCCUCCACUACCUCAUCUCUCAGCUCGCCCUUCCUUGAGUCUCACCUCUCCUCUCAUCCGCUGUUGGUUCAGUUCUCCUCAAGCCCUGUCAAUCAGCACCGAGUUACAAAGAUUCCCCAGAUUUGAUUGGACGCUCCUGCAGCCCUUUGCUGUAUUUUAACGCCCCCUUUACACACAUGAACACAUGAAUGCCUAACACACUUUAUCUCGUCUGGCUUCACUUUUUGUGUUUUUUUUUUUUCCUUGAAGAAAUAAAUAUAAUUCUCACUUGGUGAUUGCAAAAAGUGGACUUGUUGGAAUUUCACUGUAUGUGCAAUAUGCAUUUAUUUCUUAAAAUGCUUUAAGUCCAUUGAAAGUAGAAUUUUUACUCCUGCCUCCUGUCGACUACCCCCCUCCCCUUCCCCCUUUUUAAGUUUGUAAUGUAGAUUUUGGUAUUUACCCUGUGUUCUUCACUUCAUUUUAGCAGGUACUGAGUGACGCUGUAUAUAUGUAUCGUUUGAGACCAGCACAUGGCAUGCUUCACCAUUAUGGACAAACUCCGUCUGUUACUAUUAAAAUAUAAAAACUCCAGAGGACGGCGACGUGUGUUUUAAAAAGAAAUUAAUUUUAUAGUCUGAAGACAUGGAAACACAGUAGACCCUCGCUGAAGAGACAGCAUUUGCUGUCCCGUGCCGUUAUCCUUCUUCAUUUUUAAAAGUGUUCACUGUAAUUGUGAGGAAUAAUUUAAUUGCUUCACUGCAUUUCACAUUGUAUACAGUAUCUUCGGGGGAGUGCUUUUUUUUUUUUUUGCUUUUCUUUUUUAAUUGUAGUAUUAGCCAAGAUAUUGUCACUAAAGCCUAAGUAUUUCUAAUCCAGUCCUUUUACAAUGUCUACAUGCACUGUUAUUGUCAUGUGACCACUAUGUCAAAUAAAGACCAUGUGUUGGAACAUGUAUUUUAUGCAUUGCCGUGGUCUUUAAAUUUACUGUAGGGACGCUGUGGUUGGACCAUCUGGACUUAUGCAUUUUUUUAUUCUUUAGUGUUUUUUUGCUUCCUCACAGGCCUUUUUACUUGUUUCUGAUUUUUAAUCUCUGAAAGCUUUGCCGUGUUGUACGGUGUGACUUCGUCCUGACACGCACUGCUGCGGCUCCCGACCACUCGCGGAGUUCGACGACGACAAACGGUGUCCAUUGUAAAGCUUGCGUCAGCUAUUGUAUCAUGGUUGAAUAUGUUGUAUAUUUAAAAGUGACUUUAUACCCCUUUGUGAGGAAAGAGGAGAAAAAACAGGCCGGAAUGUCUAUGGUAUAUUUUAAGCUGAAAAGUGGGGGCCGGUGGCUGUUUCUGGCAGCUCGCUUCGUGUGGAUGCUCGGCUGUCUCUGUCUACCAAGCCUCGGACCCCUCUGCUGAAUCGACCAAUAGUGUGGACUGCUCUUAGCUGUGUGAGGAAAUGGCAGUCAAAGACCUGAAGGGGGCAGUCUCACGUAUACGUGCCCCUUUCUCUGAUAAGCCAGACAGCUGUAUUUCGGUUUCUUGUGUAGAUUCGACACUGCUGCUUCCGUUGGGCAUUUUAAUGUUUUAUAUAACAUACAUAAUUUAUUCGAGGUAGACGAAGAGUCUGCUUCAGCCGAGUUGAUUGCAUUGGUAGUAUAGAGCAGACCUUGUAUCCCAACGAAACCAUUUGCCAAAACACGUUUAUUUUGAGAAAAUGUAUUUUGUCCUAUACAAAUAAAAAUUAAUAAGUGAA
Brienomyrus brachyistius is the source of this 5735-nucleotide messenger RNA. Its product is annotated as protein phosphatase 1 regulatory subunit 12A-like. Gene Ontology annotation, molecular function: protein kinase binding; enzyme inhibitor activity; phosphatase regulator activity. Gene Ontology annotation, cellular component: Z disc; cytoplasm; A band. The transcript has 28 exons. The coding region runs from base 109 to 3384 and encodes 1091 amino acids. Gene Ontology annotation, biological process: signal transduction. Lineage: Eukaryota; Metazoa; Chordata; Actinopteri; Osteoglossiformes; Mormyridae. The record is from RefSeq and is a predicted model, not a curated record.